CUAAUAUGACAAUUAAAUUUUAUCCUUAAAUGUUGAGGAAAGUAAAAAAUGACAAAAACAUCCUUGGGAGAAGUUGUAGAAACUCAACUCACUGGGAAUGUUGCACCCCAGACCUCCACCUAAACGGCUAAAACCCUCUCCCAACCUAAACCCCAAAAGUUCCGUUCACAGCUAACUCCCGCAACCACGCCUGCCGGAGGCGUCUCCGGUAGCCGUAGCACGUACUGCUGCCACCGUCGAUAUAUGCACAAGUGACUGCAAUAGGAGGACACUGGCGAUCGAGAGCUUAAUUUCAUUGACCAAUCAAAUCAAUGCGGAAGAACAUGCUCCACAUUCUUGCACAAUCCUUCUUCUUGUAUAGGAUUCGCGUCUUGCCGAAGGAAAAGAACAGUGUCACAUCCAUUCCAGUUGGGGCUCCCUGGAUUAUGCCUCUCUUUGCUUGCAUAACAGAAGUUGUCAGUAAUUAUAAGCAAAUCUCCACCCAGACAUCUCCAGAGGACGAGGAGUUCAGAGAUGAGAACUGCUAUCAAAUUCUCAAUGCUAUGCAAAACGCUCCAACCUCUGCCAGAAAAAUAUGCAGUUCCCAUAUUACCAAGCUAUGCAAGGCUGGUAAUCUUUCUGCUGCUGCUAGAUUGCUCCAGUUCUUAAGGGAGAGAAAUAUUUUUACUGCCCCAAACUUGUACAAUACCCUCAUGGAAGUAGCAGGUGAAAGGAACGACGUUGAGAUUUUGUGCCAGGUCUUCAAAGAUCUAGUUCUGUCUUGUAAAUCCCUUCCUUCAACUUCUUACCGUACUCUAGCACGGGCCUUCUCUAGUAUAAAUGAUCCUCUCUGUUUAUUUCAACUCGCCAAAGAUGUUUCGGAGCUGACAUAUCCAAGCAAUACUCUAGUGAUGAACAGACUCAUCUGCGCCUUUGCUGAGUGUGGCCAGUCGGAGAAAGCCCUUAUGAUAUUUGAUGAGAUAAAGAGUCUGAAGUAUGAGCCUGAUUUGGUCACCUAUAAUACUAUUAUGGAUAUGCUAGGUCGUUCCGGCCAGACUGAUAAAAUGGUGAACAAGUUUGCAUCUUUAAAGGAGGCAGGAAUUAUCCCGGAUUUUGUAUCUUUCAAUACGAUAUUGAAUCACUUGAGGAAGAAGGGAAGAUUAGAUUUGUGCUUGGUAUACUUAAAGGACAUGUCAGCACUUGGAAUUCAACCAGACUUACUUACAUAUACUGCUUUGAUUAGUAGUUUUGGACAAUCGGGAAACAUUGAGGAAGCAUUGAGACUCUUCAAUGAGAUGAAGAUGAGACAGAUCCGCCCUUCUGUUUAUGUGUAUAGAUCACUAGUUAACUGCUUGAAGAAAAUGGGGAAGCUAGAGUUGGCAAUGACCAUACUAGAGGAGAUGAAUGCAUCUACAGGGAAUCUUGCUGGUCCAAAGGAAUUUAAGCGGAAAGGAAGAUAGAUAGAAAUUAAAUUUUGAAUUUGGUUGUUCCGUAUUAUGGAUAGAUCUGAGUUCCUUAGCUUCACCAAGUUCGCUUCCUAAGGAUAGAGGUUGAGCUUCAUCAAAUGCUUGGCUAUAUGCUGUCAGUGGUUGGAGCUUGUAAUCUUUUGGAAAGACCUCAAAUAACUCAUCCAGUAUAUGAUGACUUCUUGCUAUGAUCCUUGGGGACACUGCAUGUGGUGGUUGCUUGUUUUUAAACUGAAGCAACACUUCUUGAACUGUGCAUACACCCAUGGUGAUCGUGAAACUAGAUGAAGCACUGAGCAGUUAAAAACAUUGUUCAAACUGGCCUUUCUGAUGUCACUGUUAAGAUUUCUGCUCUCACAGGUACGUCAUAAGUGAUUAUUCAAUGUUUUGUGCUGUAUAUUUGACUGAAAAUGUAUGACCCAAGAUUAGUGGAUGUGAUGGUGGUGGCAUCUAGUUAUAAAAUUCGGGUAUUCGCUUUAAAAGAAGUAAUUUCUGCCAUGACAUAUUUAUAUGUUUGCAUGGUGUCAGGGAGUUCUCGUAUACAUUUUGUGACAUGAAGACCUGCAAUGCUGAUGAUUAAACUUCGCGGGUGCAUUGGGGUCUUUAUUUUGUUGUUUAGACUUUGUGAUGGAGCGCAGAGAAUAAGCUACUUCAGCAGUAUUGAAGUUGAGUUCGGUUUGUUGGUUCAGUGAUUGAUGCCUUUCUCAUUUAACUGAAAGUCGAAAUCCAAUACUUGUAUCUCAGUCCAAAAAUUUGCUUAUUACUUUCGAUGCCUGUACAGUAUGUUGGCUUUUGUAGCAAACUAGCAACUGCUUGAUAUUGCUCUUUACGGCUUAUUGUAUGUGUCACUCAGUUGCAGAAAAUAAGUACUAAUUUACCCAUUUUAUCUUUUCCACUGACCACAUUCUUUCUCUUAGCACCUUUGCUUAAAAGAACUGGCCAUUGAGCGGAAGUUAGAGCCAGUAACAAAACAUUGAGUAAUCGAACUAUUCCCUUCUGUUCUAUGAUCACCGCUUGAUACCAUUGUAAACAAUCAAAUGGAGGUUUGAGGCAUUAAGUUGGUCUCCUGUUGGUUGGCCUGCAUGUACUACAGGGAUAUGGCUAUUUUAGGAGAGUCUGCACUGUACCUAUCUGCAAAGAAUAAAGAUUUGAAGCACGAAAUAUGAUGAUUGAUUGGAUUCAGGAAAUAAACUUGAAAGGUGAGAUGUUCUCGAUGUCUUGAACUGGUACCAACGCCUGGUAAGUUUCUGGUUCAUCUCAUAACUUGUUCAGCAUUUAGAAUUUUCAUUCUGUAGCUGCUUUCUUGUCAUAAGUGUUGUGCUUCCUUCACGUUUCCAUAAAAACAUCUGGUUUGCUGGCAGUUGACAUUUUCACCAAUCUAAUGUGUACUCAGCAUCAUUGGUUUGUUCACUUCACUUCCAUAGUUCCAUUUAGAUAGUCAACUGGAUCACUUCCUUCCUGUUUCAUAAGAUAAUAAGUUUUCCUGUCAACCAUAGCUGAUAAUGCCAAUGUUUGUAGCCAUUGUUACGGGUAUUAUCUAUGCCGAACCUAAACCUCAACUUAUGAAAAUUGCAAGGUUGCUGAAGUAUUGAACUUUCUAAAUGGGUUAUGCAGAAGUGUUGCAAUAUGUGUUAUUUGACACGGUGGGCCGAAGAAUCAAAUUCUAUAUGAAUAGAGAUUAUCAUUGGCUAUCAGGUGUUUAUCCAAAGGCAGACGUUAAUGAAGGCACCAAAAGAACCUACGGAUAUUGUUGGUCUUACUUCAGUAAUUGCUCGGUAGAGAUGCUACGAACUCUUCUAGCUUAGCCAAGUUUGAGUUCCGUUCAAAAGUUGAUAGGAAGAGUUCUGUCAUUCCUAAUUUCCUAUGUUCUGUUUUUAGUUCAUACCGAAUUAACUCAGUGAUGAAGCAAUUGAAGCUACUGUAAUGCAGCAAAUAGGGUCAACACUGCUGCUGCCGCUUGGACAGAUGGAGAAUGCAAGGCAUAUGUCCAAGGUUUCAGCUUUGCUGGCAUGUUGGGAAGAGACCCGAUCAUGGUAACAUGUUGUUUGCAAUUUCCAGUUGGUUUUCUUUCCAUUUUCCUAUCCAAGCCAGCUGUUUCAGAUUUUAUUAAUUUUUACCUACUGUAUUAUGUCGGAAAUGCAGCAAUGAAGACUGAAGAGAAGAAGCAAAGUAAAUUUUUUGCAAUGGAUGAAACUGAAACUGAAGAUGAGAUACUUUUCCAAAAUCUUGUGAUUUCUGAGGUGCCUGCUGCUGAUAACAGUGAUUGAUUCUCCUGCUACGAGUGAUCGCAUGAAGCGAGUAGUAAACCGGGGUACUCUAGCUCCAAGGAAGCAAAUGUCGUCGAGCCAGCGAAUCUGACCAAAUGCAGCUCUGUUCCAGAUUGUAGCCAUGCUGCAGGGGCAUAUGCAGUGAAAGCACCAAGGGCCUUUUCACCUGUAUCCGGUGAGUAGAUGUGAUGUAUCUGAUGAGAAAGAGAUGUUUUGCAAGCAUCAUUUGACUCUGUGACACACGUGAUUUUCUAUUUACAAAUUGCUAAAGCAAUGGAGGCAUGCCACUUGUAGCACUCUGUACAUUAUGAUAAUGUCGUUGAGUCUUCAAUUUUUUUUAAAAAAAAUUGAUUGAACUAUUGAAGCAUAAGAGAAGUCAAUCAUGAUGUUUAGACCAAUUGUACGUGAAAUGGCCCCUGUUGCACAUGGUGAUCUCCAGAUAAUUGCUUGGCGGCAGAUAUUUGUUAAUUGGCACAAUAGAUUGGCUGUAGGCUGUAAAGGUUGGUCAUGAUUGGCUGAGAUAAUGGGUUGGAGACUGUGGAAGAGCUGUAGUAUCACAACCAAUCGAGUGACACAACCACCCCACUCGACACAACCACCGCUUACUGGUCAUUAGGCAUGGCAAUCAAACCCGCAAUCAAACUUGCGAUUGUGUACUUUGAUCCAAUCACAUGGAGAAUGUCUGUAUUGAUUGGAUAUGAGAUGGAUACUACGUAAUCAAAGUAUGAAACCCAAGCAAUGAUGGUCUAACUGGUCAUCCUCUCAUUAGGUAGAGAUGGCAAUUAAACCGGCGAUUGUGGUACCCAGUCGAUGUAGAAAAUCUUUGUACUGACUUGACUAGUUAUGGGGCGGGUAUUGGGUAAAACCUGAACAAAGUCGAUGAGUAUGAGAUGAUAUGGUAAGUUACUUCUAUCUAUGAUAACCUCGAUGUAAGAAACUAACUAGACAAAU
Linum trigynum is the source of this 4663-nucleotide messenger RNA. The record is from the annotation of a GenBank genome assembly. NCBI's taxonomy places the organism in Eukaryota, Viridiplantae, Streptophyta, Magnoliopsida, Malpighiales, Linaceae.